UGUAAAUUUUGUUGGAAACCAUUUGCUUCACAUGCAGCACAUGAUAGUCAUGUACGUAGAACUCAUUCACUAGACAGUAAACUAAUGAAUAUUAAUCAAACUUUUCAAGUGAAUAACAUCUUAACAACAUCAACUACUGAUUUUAAACUUACAAUGGAAUGA
Molecule: messenger RNA, 162 nt
Organism: Schistosoma turkestanicum
Lineage: Eukaryota; Metazoa; Platyhelminthes; Trematoda; Strigeidida; Schistosomatidae
Source: the annotation of a GenBank genome assembly